Cyclocybe aegerita is the source of this 489-nucleotide messenger RNA. NCBI's taxonomy places the organism in Eukaryota, Fungi, Basidiomycota, Agaricomycetes, Agaricales, Hemipholiotaceae. The record is from the annotation of a GenBank genome assembly.
AUGAUCAACUACAUCCUGCUCGUUUCUCGGCAAGGCAAAGUGCGACUUGCAAAAUGGUUCACGACGAUGGCGCCCAAGACCAAGGCGAAGAUCGUGAAAGAUGUAACGCAGCUGGUCCUCGCGCGUCGGACGAGAAUGUGCAACUUCCUUGAGUACAAGGACUCGAAGGUCGUGUACCGACGAUACGCCUCGCUGUUCUUCGUGUGCGGGAUCGGACCAUCGGACAACGAGCUCGUCACGCUGGAAAUCAUCCACCGAUACGUAGAGGUGCUGGAUCGUUACUUUGGGAACGUUUGCGAGCUAGAUCUCAUCUUCAAUUUCCAAAAGGCCUAUGCGAUCCUUGACGAGCUGAUCAUUGCUGGAGAGCUGCAGGAGUCUUCGAAGAAGACGGUUCUUCGAGUUGUAACACAAUCAGACAGUGUGGAAGAACAAGAGAACUCAGAAGACACGAUGGCGCGCAUUGGAUCACGAAGCGGUCCGAUGAUGUAG